Molecule: messenger RNA, 2002 nt
Organism: Larimichthys crocea (large yellow croaker)
Lineage: Eukaryota; Metazoa; Chordata; Actinopteri; Sciaenidae
Gene: tsn
Product: translin
Exons: 6
Coding region: 156-839 (227 amino acids)
Biological process (GO): RNA metabolic process
Molecular function (GO): RNA binding; sequence-specific DNA binding; single-stranded DNA binding
Source: RefSeq, a predicted model, not a curated record
GAUGACAUCAUUCUCACGCGCCACACAAAGCGCGGAGGCGGAGGGGACUGGUCUCGUGCACGUUGAUGUUUUUUGUGAGUCUUCUGCAGACGGUUCAUCAUCAUCAUCAUCAUCAUCAUCACGGCUUCAUCCGAGCAGCUUGACUCCGAGCAGACAUGUCAGUCACCGAGAUGUUCAGCUACAUUCAGGGCUUCCUGAGCGCCGACCAGGACGUCAGAGAGGAUAUCCGUAAGGUGGUCCAGAUGUUGGAGCAGACUGCUAGAGAAAUACUAACAGUGCUCCAAAGUGUCCACCAACCAUCGGGGUUCAAAGAAAUUCCCGGUAAAUGUGCAAAAGCACGGGAGUUGUUCUGCACAGUCCGCACACACAUCGCUGACCUCAAAACUAAAUUUCCUGUGGAGCAGUAUUACAGGUUCCAUGAACACUGGCGGUUUGUCCUGCAGCGAUUGGCUUUCUUAUCAGCGUUUGUCGUUUACCUGGAGAGUGAAGCUCUUGUGACUCGAGAGGAAGUGGCCCAGAUACUCGGCAUUGAGGUGGUGCGAGAGAGAGGUUUUCACCUGGACGUAGAGGACUACCUGGCAGGAGUGCUGAUCAUGGCUAGUGAACUGUCACGGUUGGCAGUAAACAGCGUCACAGCAGGAGACUACAACCGGCCGCUGCGCAUCUCCAACUUCAUCAACGAGCUGGACUCAGGCUUCCGCCUGCUCAACCUGAAGAACGACCCACUGCGUAAGCGCUACGAUGGCCUCAAGUAUGAUGUGAAGAAGAUCGAAGAGGUGGUUUAUGACCUGUCCAUCCGCGGGCUCGCCAAGGAGCCCGAGUCUGGCUUGGACAAGUAAAGGUCGACGGUGGUGAUUGGCUGUGGGAGACGGAGGAGGGCUGGGACCUCUCCACGGCUGCUGCACCUUACCCCAAGAUGGAAGGCAAGACCCAGGGAUCUACCUGAGGCCCCAGCAGCUGAGGACAGACUGUGCGCGAGUGUGUGUGUUUGUCUGUGUAAAUGAAUGCAUGAGAAGUGCUUUAGAUGGAUGGCAGUCUGUCAGAAGGGUGGCAGAGACGGCGACUGAGUUUGGCGCCAUUGUCCACUCUUUGUUGCAGUUUUUUUUGACCGUGUGUUGGAGCUGCGUUCACCAUUUCAUCUGAGUCAUGUUGUUUCACUUGAGUCGGUAUUGCAACGGUUUCAUCUUAUUCACAAAGUCACCUUCUUAUUAAACUACAUUAUAUUGGUGUUUAGUUCUGUGGAAAGUGUUCAAACAUGCAGAGCUUAUUUUUGUGGAUAUUUGUGUUUAUUUGCAAAAAGAAAACGUGAAAUGUAUUUGUGUUGUCCACCACAUAGUUUGACGCCUGGUGAUUAUUUCUUUAAAAUGGAUACAUUCAGGCGCCUCAUUUAUGGGUUAAAUAACUGAUAAUUCAGUUGAGUAUCCAAAACUCCAAAAAUACAUUUGACUACAUUCUUACCAGAUUUAAUCUCUGAAUUUCAUAAAGAAACCUCAGUUUGGGUUGUGAUCAUCAGCAUCUAACCCGCAUGUUCUUAAUUUUUCACAAUGAGGCUCCAGGAGAGGUCGAGCCAAAGAAAUGACAAAAAUACCCACAUAAAGCUACUCUGUGAUGGUUUGAUUCUUUUGUUUUUUUUUCCUGCCUUGCAGAACUGUGCCAAUGAGUAUGUCCGUUAAGCUGUUUGAAUAUUUCGGUUGUCGGGCGAUAAAGCUUUUAUCUGGAAAUCCAGGAGUGCAUACAAAAUGUUCAGAAUGUCAUGUACUGCAUGUGAUACGUUUGCCGUUUUCCUUCAGGAAAUGUGGUUUGUUUCUAUAAUCCAUGCUUCUGUUUGCCUUCAUAUCGUAGUGGAGCCGGAUUGUAUUUUCUAGAAAUAAUUCACUGUCGCCAUCCUGUGUGUUUCCUGGACUGAUAAGUGCAUUCCACUUGUACUGUGAGUAUUCCUGUUUUUGAAUCAGUCGUCCUAAAGAUGCUUAAAAUAACUGUAAAUACAUUUCUACGUUCUACA